Molecule: messenger RNA, 666 nt
Organism: Formica exsecta
Lineage: Eukaryota; Metazoa; Arthropoda; Insecta; Hymenoptera; Formicidae
Product: polypeptide N-acetylgalactosaminyltransferase 3-like
Exons: 4
Source: RefSeq, a predicted model, not a curated record
UACCUUUUUAAUAUAAAAAUAGUUUAAAAAAUAUACAUAAAUAUGAGACAAGAGAAAUUUCGAAAAUUAUGAGUAUUGGAGUCAAAGCAGUAACAAUUGAUCCUUCUUCCAGAGUUUACUCUUGCAAGAAAUUCUUGGACUCUUCCUUUUUUGUUGCAAUGACCCGACCUGCUGUUCACGAGGAAUCUGUGAUAACAGAAGCUGGAUUUGUUGAGAUAAUUUGAGGCAGAUUAAAUGAAGAAAAAUGAAAUUGAGACGACCUCGCCGUCCGGCGACGAUUGUUUUCUCGAUUAUUAUACUCGUAAGCGUAUUUUUGAUUUGGUCCAGGAGCCAAGGCAAUAGCGCCGAGCGGCAAGAUGACUUCAUCUCAAUAAGGUCACAUGGAAAUCAAAAAGAUUACAUCGAUCGUCGAGGAAUUCAUGUAGUAAUCGGUCAUUACAUAGGAGAUUCUGUAGAUUCCUUAAAAAUUCCAAACAUCACGAAAGAUAUUAUAAAUAAAAAUUUGUUUGACCCACGGCCAUUUGAAGGUAAAAAUGGAGAACCUGUAAUAAUACAUCCAAAAGAUUUUUAUAAGAUGCAGCAAUUAUACCAGAUUAAUCGAUUUAAUUUGAUGGUUAGUGAUAGGAUACCAUUAAAUCGAUCUUUACCUGACGUUAGAAAAAAGAA